Taeniopygia guttata (zebra finch) is the source of this 7057-nucleotide messenger RNA. It is a transcript of the gene NTN3, whose product is annotated as netrin 3. Gene Ontology annotation, molecular function: protein binding. The record is from RefSeq and is a predicted model, not a curated record. Lineage: Eukaryota; Metazoa; Chordata; Aves; Passeriformes; Estrildidae. Gene Ontology annotation, biological process: motor neuron axon guidance; tissue development; dendrite development. Gene Ontology annotation, cellular component: basement membrane.
UGGAGUCUUUUUACUCCACGUCCAGGCGGCGGUCGGGGCUCAGUUUCUCCAAUUCUUGCUUUUCUUUUCGUUUUUGGUUUUUUUCUUAAGGGGUGUUUUUUCUUUUCCCUUUCCUCUCCUUUUCGCCCUCCCCUGCCGCCUCCCCCCUCCCUCCCGCAGUCGAAGCAGCCGCGGGCGGUACGGUGGAGCGGGUGGGAGUGCGGCCGGCUGCGGGCACGGCGCUGGGACCCGCCCGCGCCGCCGGGAGCAGCGCUCCCGCUUUCCACUGUUUCGCCUUAUUUCGUCCCCCACGCACGAUUCCCUGGAAAUUUGUUAUCAUUGCUUUUCUCCCCAUACAGCGUUUUCUUCACUUUUUUCCCUCUCUUCGUGCUGCGGCCAGCACCGGGAAGGAGCUACCCCUGCCCGCCGUCCGCUUGGCCGCGGCCCCGGCUCCUCUCGCCGCCGCUCCCGGACCUGUCGCCCAGACCGGCCCCGCUACCUGCCCGGCCGCGGGAGGAGCCACUUCCCUUUCCCCAGAAGGAUGGAGGUCCUGCAGCUCCUGCGCCUGCUCCUCACCACUGCCAUGCUGGGCCUGUCCCAGACAGUGAAUCCCUUUGUGGCCCAGCAGACCCCCCCAGACCCUUGCUAUGAUGAGAGUGGUGCUCCUCGACGCUGCAUCCCUGAAUUUGUCAACGCUGCCUUUGGGAAGGAGGUUCAAGCUUCCAGCACGUGUGGGAAGCCGCCGACACGGCACUGCAACGCCUCGGACCCCCGCCGAGCCCACCCACCCGCCUACCUGACCGACCUCAACACCGCCUCCAACAUGACCUGUUGGCGCUCGGAAACCCUCCACCACUCACCCCAGAACGUCACCCUCACUCUCUCCCUUGGCAAGAAGUUUGAGGUGGUCUACGUCAGCCUUCAGUUCUGCUCGCCCCGGCCCGAGUCCACCGCCAUCCUCAAGUCCAUGGACUACGGCAAGACCUGGGUGCCCUACCAGUACUACUCCUCCCAGUGCCGUAAGAUCUACGGCAAGCCCAGCAAAGCCACGGUCACCAAGCAGAACGAGCAGGAGGCCCUGUGCACCGAUGGCCUCACCGACCUCUACCCGCUCACCGGGGGGCUCAUCGCCUUCAGCACCCUCGACGGGCGACCCUCGGCCCAGGACUUUGACAGCAGCCCCGUGCUCCAGGACUGGGUGACAGCCACGGACAUCCGCGUGGUCUUCAGCCGCCCGCAUCUCUUCCGUGACCUGGGCAGCUGGGAUGCCGCUGAGGAGGAGGGGGCCACGGGCUCCACCCCCUACUACUAUGCGGUGGGGGAGCUGCAGGUUGGCGGGCGCUGCAAGUGCAACGGGCACGCGGCACGCUGCGUUAAGGACAAGGAGCAGAAGCUGGUGUGUGACUGCAAGCACAACACAGAGGGGCCUGAGUGCGACCGCUGCAAGCCUUUCCACUACGACCGGCCCUGGCAGCGCGCCAGUGCCCGUGAGGCAAACGAGUGUCUGGCCUGCAACUGCAACCUGCACGCGCGGCGCUGCCGCUUCAACAUGGAGCUGUUCAAGCUGUCGGGGCGCAAGAGCGGCGGCGUGUGCCUCAACUGCCGGCACAACACGGCGGGCAGGCACUGCCACUACUGCAAGGAGGGCUUCUACCGCGACCUCAGCAAGGCCAUCACUGACCGCAAAGCCUGCAAGGCUUGUGACUGCCACCCAGUUGGUGCAGCCGGCAAGACCUGCAACCAGACCACGGGGCAGUGCCCAUGCAAGGACGGCGUGACCGGCCUCACCUGCAACCGCUGUGCCAAGGGCUACCAGCAGAGCCGCUCGCCAGUGGCCCCCUGCAUCAAGAUUCCUGCCAUCAACCCCACCUCCCUGGUCACUAGCACAGAGGCACCUGCAGACUGUGACUCCUACUGCAAACCAGCCAAGGGCAACUACAAGAUUAACAUGAAGAAAUACUGCAAGAAGGACUAUGUGGUCCAGGUAAACAUCCUUGAGAUGGAGACGGUGGCCAACUGGGCCAAGUUCACCAUCAACAUCCUCUCUGUCUACAAAUGCCGUGACGAGCGGGUCAAGCGCGGUGAUAACUUUUUGUGGAUCCACCUGAAAGACCUGUCCUGCAAGUGCCCCAAGAUCCAGAUCAGCAAGAAGUACUUGGUGAUGGGGAUCAGCGAAAACUCCACUGACCGGCCUGGACUGAUGGCCGACAAGAACAGCCUGGUCAUCCAGUGGCGGGAUGCCUGGACACGCCGCCUUCGGAAACUGCAGCGGCGGGAGAAGAAGGGCAAGUGUGUGAAGCCCUGAGCGGUUUGCACCCACCCUGUCUCCCAUGCCCAGCCCCAGCCCAGCUGGGCACUGCCAGACUGCGCCCACAGACUCUGUACAUAUAUAUAGUGUGACUGGACUCUUUGUCUAUAGUGUAUAUUUUGGCAAUGGUUUCCUGUUGUGUGCGUGUGCACGGGUGGGUGUGCGUGUCAGUCCUUUUCUCUAAGUGUGUAUUAAAUAUAAUGCAGUAAUGACAAACCUUUAAUGAGGAGCAAAGUGGAGCGAGGUCCUGUGGGUGCCUGUCACCAGAAGUGCUUGAAGGGGAUUGAUGUCCUGCUCCAGGCAUUCUGGAGUUCAUUUUCAAGGCUUUUGUAUUCCUUUUAACACAGUUGUCUUCUGCCCAGUGCUGACAUCUCAGUUGAUACCUCUCCCUUCUCUAGCAUCCAGGGUAUGAUUCUUCCUCACUCUGAAAAUGUGCUGCUGCCAGACCUCUCUCUGCCUUUCUCCUCAUCCAGGAGAUACAGGAGGUCAGAGUCUUCUCUCCCUCAUUCUGAUAUGUGGGCAGGUGAAGUGGAAACUGUCCAGUGAUGCAGAGUGUCCAGCCCAGAACCUCCACCAGAAAGGACAAAUGAACUUUUACAAGGCCUUAUUCCCCGGUGACCAUGGGCUCACACGGACAAGUGCUGCGAGCUGGGGCAGGACCUGUGCGGUGCUGCAGUGCCAUAGGGAGAAGCCAGGCCCUGACAGUGUGCUGGUGGCCACUACCAGGCAGGACUGUGUCCACUGGGAAGAAGGGGACAAGGGACAGACCUGGCAACCCCUGGUUGCCACUGUCCUGGUGCCUAGUCCAGACAACCCAGUGAAAAUGACCUGGACACACCAUUUUCCCCUCCCAUGUCCAUCUGCUCAUCUGAACCUGAGCUGGAGUAGCCAGGCUGACCGGAGCCAUCAUGUAUAAUCAUCCAUCCACCCAGGUCUAUGUGCCUGUAUUCUCACCUGCUACCAACUGACAUAAUUCCACCUGUUUCUGUUGAGAUGACACCAGGUGACAUCUGCCUUGGUGUGCAUCUUCAGACCUGGCCAGACUGUGCUCUCCUGGGAAGAAUUGCUGUGGCCAACGUUGUCCAAGGAGAUGCACAAGGCAGAGGUGACAGGAAGAGAGAAAAGUUUUCAUUGAUCCACCUCUAGGCUUUUAUAUCUUCUUCACCAUGUAUUAGUCUCUGGUUAAACAGACACCAGUAUCUUCCCAUGUUGAGAUUGUAGUGGUCUUGGCUUAAUAAAUACAAAUAGUAAUAAUAGGUAUUCUGACAAUAGAUACUCAUUUCCACAGAAACCUUGCCUUGCUUAUUGAAUGGCUCAGUGAGGGGUUGUAGCCUCAUGGUCUUCCAUUAAACUUUACCUUUUCCAGCCCACAGCAACUUGUGUGGACUCCCCAUUCCAGGGUGGUUCCUCUAGGCUUCAGCAUCCCAGGGUGGUGCUGGAGCUUCCAGCUGAAGAGACUAGUGGGGCACUGUUGGGUUUCAGGACAAGGGAAUUUGGGGAGUGAGGAUCUAGGCCCUGGGGAUGUCUGUGUGGACAUGCAGGUACAUUGGUGGAGCUGCUGGAGAUGCUGGAAGUGACAUUUCAGAGCUGUGGAGGGCCUGCAGUGCCAUUGUUCAGGUCCCAUGGGUAUCUGGGUGCCUACAAAGGGCAUGGGCCGAGGUGCGGGGAGGCUGGAAGCUGAGGGGUAAUGGGUAUGUGGGACCACUUGAGCUUGGAUGAGCUAAUAUUAUCCCCUCUCCCUACACAGACUGUCUUCCCUCCUCUCUCUUAGCUGAGAGGACCCUCCCAUCCCUGGCUCCUCUUGUUUGGAUUGUCACAGACUAUUGGCCUCUGCCAUGAGAUGCCUCUUGAUGUAGUUGGGCCACCCAGUUCUCCUCUUCCUUGCACAGCUGCUUUCACCAAACUUGCCCUUGGCUCAGGCUCACUCCAACCCCAUGCACCCAACAGUCACAGAAUUGUUUGGGUUGGAAAGGACCGCAGAGAUCACCUUCCUCCAAGUCCCGCCAUGGGCAGGGACACCUUCCACUAGACCAGAUCGUUCCAAGCCUCAUCCAGCUUGGCUUUGGAUACUUCCAGGGAUGGGACAACCACAGCUUCUCUGGACAAAUGCAGGAGUCCUAACACAGAAGUCAGUGGUGGAACACCCUUUGGGAGUGCAAGGACAGGACUUUGAUCAGGAUCAUCCUCCGACAUCACUCCAUAGGGUGUGGGGGUUCUCUGACCCCCCACCUCUUCUCAGCAGCCACAGCCCAGCAGGAGCAGGGCAGCACCUCUGUUCCAUGGGCAUGGAUACUUCUCAGGGCAGGGCUUCAGCAGCACAUGGUUUCUCCAAGCAAGGAGAGGCACAAUGUGUCUGUGUUCCUCAGAAACACUGGGCGCAGCCUUCUCAGGGGACGCCAGGGCAGGGAACUCCAGGGUUUCCUUUGGGACCUGAUUUCUCCUCCACUGAAGUGGGGUACCUAAAACUCUUUGAGGAUUUUGCUGGUUGGAGUUCUCCAUUUAUCCUCCUAGCAGUUCUUCCCUCUUCUUUCACCUCUGCCAUCUGUUGAGGAAGGAUGGCUCCCAUCUGGCAUCUCAGUGUCCUGCUGGGUCAGAUCAGAGAUGCCAGAGCAGAACCACCACCCCAUGGUCUGUGCUGAGGAGAGGAGCUCUCUCCCUCUCUCUCUCUCUCUCCCUUUGGCUGAGGAAUGUCCUAAAAUCCUGGUUGAAGGACUGGUGGAAGACACUCUGCACUGAGUCUAGACUGAGGAAGACACUCUUCACUGAUUCUGAUCCCUGAAGGAGUUUUCCUGACUUCUCUUUCUUAUGUCACCUCCAUAUCCAAAGCAAGAAUUCACCUUUCUUAUUCCUCUCCCUCUGCCUGGCACAGGAACGGGGGCCUGCACAUCGGUUUGGCUGUACCUGGGACUCUGUAGCUGGAUCACCUUCAGCUGGUGCCAGGACACCAAGGGCAGUGGAGAGGCACCAUGGAUUUGCUCAGAGGUGCUGCUCAUCCUGCCCUAUAGAGCAGGCUGGGCUUGGAACACACACCAGCAUAGGCAUCCUUUGGUGGAGAGCUGCAAAUCCAGGGGCAGUUCCACAUCCACCAGCACCCACCCAACCCUGUCCACCCCUUUGGUGGUGUGGAGUGCUUUACACCACUGGGAGCAGCCAGAGUCCAUGGGUAACACAGGGCAGGGGGCUCAGGUGGCAGCAGGAUAUGUCACACAGACCUGGUGGCUGCAGCCAACAGCUAUGGGCUUUGCAAGGGCAAGAGAGAGAGACUGCAGUGCAAGCUCUGCUUGGCACUACAAAGUCAUAUAUUUCCCAAAAUAGCUCUUCAAGGGAAAAAGUAUUAAUUCAGCAAAGCCUUUGGUGCGCCCUGGUGCACUCCCAGUUCCUCGAGCGCAGAUCCCCCUCCCCUUGCAGCAGCUGGCCGAGCUCAGUGUGCCAAGAAGCCCCGUGCUGGGACCGGCUGCUGCAGGCGGCGGAUGCUGGCCCAUGUGGGAAGGGCCAAAACCACCACGCACAUUUCCAUCCAUGUUUUUUUAUUUAACAGGUCUUUUCCCAGUAUUCAGCUAGGGCAAAAUAUUUGAGACACAAAGGCAGCGGAAAGAGAGGCCAAGUUUGCAAUUUCCCCCCUGCUUUGGGACUGAAUUUUGCAGCUGGUUGAAAUUUUUCUCAUUUCAAAACACCAGUAGACAUCUUUCAUUAAAACCCGGAAUUUGGCCAAGGAAGGACACAAAAUGUGAGAAUACUACAGAAAACUCAAUGGUCUUUUUCUGUAUUGUCUAGCCAGCUCCACUCACGAGAGAUCACAGGAGUUUGAACAGCUGAACCCCAGCCUGACAAAUGGAUGUUUGUGUAGAGUAUUUUCCGUCACUUUGCUCUUGGUAACUGAAGUCCACAUAAAUAAAAUUAACUGCAUCAGACAGGAAAACAACGUUCCUUAGGUGAAAUGGGAUCCAGCAAAGCGCAUUUUACUUGGCCAACAGGGCACAGCUCAGUGCUGGGGUGUGGGAAUAUUCUUCCUGGUGAGGAGCUGAGCCUCCAAGAAGUGACAAGACCUACACAGCAUGACCUCUGUCAUAGUCUGACCUGGUCUUGCUCUCCUUGUUCUCCUGAUGCUCUCUGGUACACAGAGCAACUUCUGUCCAUGCUACCAUGCAGAUCCAGGUGGAUCUUAGUAGUGGCUUCAGCUGUCAGAGAGCAGCGAUGGUGGCUCUGCCAGCCCAUAUUCUUCAGGCUUUAAUUGUUAAUAACAUGGACAAGUCAUACUUUGCCACCUGUGGACAUGGUAGUAGGCAGCUGUGGCCUGCUGCCACUCCUCAGGUGUGAUGACAUGUCCAACCAACCACAUCUUGUCCAGCCAACCAGUGCCACAUCUUUUGUCCCAUGCCCUUGGUACUGCAACACUCUGUCCAUCACUCCUUACCCAAGCAUGAUGUUUUACUUGGCACUUUCCAACCCUCACAAGUCUCAUUAACAUCCUAAAUUUUGCUUCCUAGGCAAAGCACAACCUCUGCAAUUCCCAGCCCUCCUCCUGUCAUCCCAAUCUCAAUGAAGGCUCUUUCACUCACUAAGGCUCCUUGCAGAGGGGCUGUAGGAACCAGGGCAGGGCACACUUUUCCCACUCAUGACUCAAACAAGUGUUUGGGGAAUUUAGUUGCUCCAAGCCCUCUUGUCCUUGCAAAGCUGUGAGAAAUGUGAUGUUCUUCAAUAUGCCUACUGUAUUUUUACCAGCCUUGGGGGCACUUGUUACAUCAGCAUUAAUUACCUGUCAUUCAUUCA